GGAAAAAGAAUCUUUGUUGUCAUACUUCAAUGAUUUGUUUUAUUAGCAUUAAAUCAGAGGCUUUAUUCUGGUUGCCGUUGUUCUUUUUGCUUUUUUUAUUAUAACAUGAGCAUCACUGACAGCGAAGUAGUUCCUAUUAUUGUCCAAUCAUACAUGGAUUGGGAACGACCUGCAGCCACAGCAGCAGAAGAGAAACUGAAAAAACAAAAAGAGGUCAACAGGAAAGAAGCCCCAUUAGGCGCUUCAGAACAAAGGGGUCCCUACGUAACAAAAAAAACGAACCUAAAGUCGUGAACCUAAUUAAUUUGAUGCAAGAAUUUGAGCAUAUGUUUAUAAGAGAAGCGGCCUCAAAAGUUGGGUUGGCAAAGUCAACAGCCAUACGCAAAAUCAAAGAAUGGAACAAACUGACAAAUAGCUCUAACCAAGGAGUUUUUCCUGAUACCAUCAACAAAAAGGAGCACAAAGGCCGAAAGGUUAUUCUUCAGGAUGUGCAUACUGUGUUUAUUUUCGAGUUACUAAUUAACGAGCCAACCUUGACAGUAGAAGCUAUUACUGAUCAGCUUUGCGCGACUUUCAAGGACAUUCAGAUUACUCCAAGAUCAGUAGCAACUCAUAUGAAAAAUAAAUGCCGUCUCACUUAUAAACGUAUUGUGCCACAGUACUUCGCACGGGACAGUGAAGAAACUAUUGUUAAAAGAUACAACGAAGUCAACUCUUGGAUUUCCCAAAAAUUAGAUUUUUUUAAUGAUUGCGUAUUCCUUGACGAAGCUGGAUUCAACAGGAAUAUGCAUCGAUCAUAUGGCUGGAGUGAAGUAGGAACUCUCUGUAAAAUUAAAGUUGAAACAAAGGGACCAAAUGUGACCAUACUAGAUGCUAAUUCUAAAGACAGUAUCAUCACUCUUUCGCGAAAGGAAAUCAUUACUGUAGCUGCAGCUGGGAAAAGGCAGCGAUUAGAUGACACUCCAGUUGUAAAGAAAAAAGGAACAACUGGUAAUG
Messenger RNA from Gilbertella persicaria, 996 nucleotides. RefSeq lists its product as uncharacterized. The transcript has a single exon. The annotation marks the transcript as partial. Lineage: Eukaryota; Fungi; Mucoromycota; Mucoromycetes; Mucorales; Choanephoraceae. Gene Ontology annotation, molecular function: nucleic acid binding. The record is from RefSeq and is a predicted model, not a curated record.